AUGGCUCCUCUUAACUCCAUCCUUCUUGCUUUUUUCUCGUUUUUAUCCGCCGCUCAGGCGAGUGCAAUCCCGCUUCUCAACGGAUACCACCGAUACUCGGCUCGAAACAGCAACCUCCAAUGGUCCGAUUGUAGUGUGGGCCUUCCAGGUCGAGAGUGUACUCGCUUCGAGGUACCUCUUGACUGGCACAAUGACACGGCUGGCAAGGCGUCAUUGGCAGUUAUCCGGUAUCCAGCGACGAAGCAGCCGAAGCUUGGUACGCUGUUUAUGAAUCCAGGCGGACCAGGUGGGAGUGGACUACAGACGGUUCAAGGGCCAGACGGGGAUGUCAUAAUGGAACAUGCUGGAGGGAACUACGACCUCGUUAGCUGGGAUCCUCGUGGAGUGGGGCAGACUGUUCCGCGCACUGCCUGCUUCGAAACAAAAGCCGAGGAGGAUGCCUUUUGGAACGGCUCCAUACUCAAAGCAUUUCGACUAGAGGUUAGAGGCAACUUUACCUCUCAGACCGACUUGGACGCCUUUUACUCAAAACUCAACGAGUCCGACACAUUGGCACAAAGAAUCGGAGAACAAUGCGUCACGCAUAGUCCCAAUACCUUCCAGUACAUUGGGACAGCCGCUACAGUGCGGGACAUGGUGGCCAUGCAUGAUGUACUUGAAGGCUCGGAGAAAAUCAAUUUCUGGGGCAUGUCGUAUGGGACCGUUGUUGGGGCAUACUUUGUCAAUAUGUUCCCGGAUCGAGUGGGACGUGUCAUACUUGAUGGAGUUGUUGAUCCAGUUUACUGGGCAAAUCGUCCAGCUCACGAGUGGCUCGGAAACGUUUUUGAAUCUACCGAGGCAGCAUUUGAUGGGUUUGCAAAAGAGUGUGCCAAUGCGGGCCCUUCUCAUUGUGCUAUCGCGGAGCAAAACUCUACCGCAUCCAGCGUUCGCCAGUGGACUCUUGAUUUGAUAGACAGUGCCUAUGACUACGGGCAAGAAAUUGGCCCCUCAGCGCAACUUAAUUCUUCAUUGAUUCGCGGCCUGCUUUUCAGUCAACUUUACCGGCCACAAAACUGGACAACUCUAUCUCAAAUACUAUACGAAUUUAAGGUGGCACUUGAUAACCCAGCUUCUUUGAACACAACCCAAGCCAAGAGGUGGUUGCAAUUGCCUGAUUCAAUCGACCCGAUUGACAAUAAGCUCCGCCCACGUCAAGAACCGACUAGCGACGAAACGAAUUUGGCCUAUGCUUAUGACUAUGAAGGCAUUGCGUGCGGCGACGCUCAGGAUCCAGGAGAUGCAACAACUAAGGACGUAUUUGACAUUGUCGUAAAUGUUACGCAUCGCAUUAGCCCUACUUUUGGCCCCGCUGGUGUGGAACGGUUAAGUAGGCCACUUUGCCACCGCUGGCCCGUCCGUGCUGUUGAGCGUUAUACCGGUCCAUGGAACAAGACGCUAUCCAACUCCAUCUUGGUGAUCGGUAAUGAGGCAGACCCUGUCACGCCUUAUCUUAACGCGAAAAGCGUCGCAGACGCCUUUGGGGGCUCAGCUGUUCUGAUUGAACAGGCUGGCUACGGACAUGUCUCGAGAAGGAUGCCUUCAAACUGCACUAUUUCUGCAGUUCAGAAGUACCUGAUACACAAUGAGCUUCCAAAACAGGACAAUUUCUGCGAGCAACGUUAUUUGGGCGCUGACUCGGAAAUGUAUGCAUUUGGGCCUGAAGUCUUGGAUCAGCUCUGGCAAUCACACCUCGAUCAAUUUCAGCGUCUAGGAAACCUGGAUGACAUCGAAAAGGCAAUUGACUAUGUAACUCGUGCACUCCUGCUGACCCCAGUUGGCCAUCCGAGUCUACCAAGGCGCCUGACUGGGCUCGGAGUUUGCUAUGACAGUCGGUUUCAGAGAAUUGGAGAUCUGGAUGACAUGGAGAAGUCGAUUGAAUGUGAUAUUCGCGCACUUUCAUUGACCCCCGCCGGACAUCCAGACUUGCCAGCUGCGACGUCUGGGCGAGAUUACCGACCUCGAGAAGCAAUCGAAUGCGAUACUCGCGCACUCGCGCUCACACCCCACAAUCACCCAGAGCUGCCAGACAGACAUGCUGCUCUAGGAGUGGCCUACGGUGAUCGAUAUCAGCGCCUAGGCGAGCUUGGAGACCUCGAGAAAUCGAUUGAUUACGAAGCUCGCGCGCUCGCACUUACUCCCGAUGGCCAUCAAGACCUGCCAUACCGACACGCCAAUCUAGGGGUAUCUUACAACCACCGGUAUCAACGUCUGGGUGAACUUGACGACCUUCAGAAAUCAGUCGAAUUCAACUCCCGUGCACUCGCCCUGACUCCCGAUGGACAUCCGAACUUAUCAGACAGGCAUGCGGCUCUGGGAGUAUCAUAUACUAAUCGCUAUCGACGCCUCGGUAACCUCGAUGAUCUUGAAAAGGCAAUCAAAUGUGACUCUCGCGCGCUUGAACUCACCCCCGAUGGUCAUCCAUCCUUACCGAAAAGGCAAGCAGCUCUAGGGACCCCAUACAUUGAUCGAUAUCGACGCUUGGGUGAUCUCGAUGACCUUUCAGCGGCAAUCAAAUGCUUUUCCCGUGCGCUUGAGUUAACUCCCGAUGGACAUCCAGACAUGCCACACCGGCAUACCUCUCUAGGAGUAUCGUAUAGUGACCGAUAUCAACGUCUCGGUGAACUUAGUGACCUCAAUAAAGCAAUAGAAUCCUUCUCUCGCGCACUCGCACUCACCCCCGAGAGCCAUCCAGACUUGCCUCAUCGUCUUGUUAGCUUAGGAGGGGCGUACGGUGAUCGAUAUCGAAGACAGGGAGGACUUAGUGAUCUCGCGGAAGCAAUUGAAAUCUUCUCUCGAGCACUCAAGCUCACCCCCAACGACCAUCCGGACUUGCCUACACGACAUGCUAGUCUAGGAGCGUCAUAUGGCGAUCGGUAUCAGCGGCUAGGCGAAUUAAAUGACCUUGAGGAAUCAAUCGAACACAAAUCCCGCGCACUUGUACUUACUCCCGACGACCACCUAGACUUACCAGCCCGGUAUGCUGCUCUGGGCGUCUCCUAUGGUUUUCGAUACCAGCGCUUGGGUGAGCUGGGCGACCUCAAUAAAUCAAUUGAAUACAGGUCUCGCGCACUCACACUCACUCCAGAAGGCCAUCCAGACUUAUCAGAAAGGCAUGCUAAUCUAGGAGCAUCAUACGGCGAUCGAUAUAGGCGUUUGGGCGAGUUUAAUGAUUUUGAGCAGUCAAUCAAAUACAAGUUUCGUGCACUUGCUCUCACUCCUGAUGGUCACCCGGAUUUGCCAGCUCGAUAUACCGCCCUGGGAGCAUCUUACACUGACCGAUAUCAAAGACUGGGAGACCUGGAAGACCUGAAGCAAGUGAUAGAAUAUUAUUCUCGCUCGCUUGCUCUCACCCCCGAAGGACACCCAGAUUUACCGCGUCGAUAUGCCGGUCUAGGAAGGUCUUUUAAUGAUCGGUAUCGACGUCUUGGCGAACUCGGUGAUCUCAAUAAAUCAAUCGAAUGCAACCUUAAGGCACUUAAUCUGACCCCAGAAGAACAUCCCGACCUAUCUUUGCGCCACUUCAACUGGGCCGUAACCUGUCACGACCAAUACCAGUACACAGGAGACCCUUCUCAUUUAGCCACAUCAUUGGACUCCUUCCGAAAGGGAUCUCAACUCCUUUCCGGCGCACCGCGCAAUGUAUUCGAGUGCGCUCUUCGCUGGGCUAAUCUUGCAUCCAAGCAUAGCUACCUCAACCGUAUCGAGGCUUUCCGUGCAACAAUUGAGCUUCUUCCUCAUUUUAUCUGGCUGGGGGCCACUACUACCCAGCGAUACCAAGACCUGAUGCUAGCUGAGAACUUGGCCGUAAGAGCUGCGUCUGCCGCAAUCCUCGCCGCAGAGUACAGCCUCGCGCUAGAAUGGUUGGAACAUGCGAGAUGUGUCGUAUGGAACCAGACCCUCAUGCUUCGCUCCCCCCUUGACGAUCUCGAAUCAACCUAUCCAGAGCUUGCCACUAAGCUUCGGUCGGUCUCUCAGCAGCUGCACCAUGCCAGCUCUGAGGAAUCAACAUCACUGGCCACAGAUACACCGGAGCACCGGCAUCGUCUAGCCAGGAAUUAUAGCGAACUAAUAGCCCAGGCACGUCAAAUACCUGGCUUUGAGGAUUUUCUUCGACCGAAACAAUUAAACGGUCUACUGCAAGCUGCUCGCAAUGGACCCAUUGCUAUAAUCAAUUGUCAUGAAUCUCAAUGCGACGCUCUACUUAUUUUACCUGGACGCGAUCACGCACGAGAUGCUCGCUUAGAAGUAGAAAAAAUGUUGGGAUAUAAGGGGCUCCGAGAGCGCAGGCCUAUGACUGAGGAAGUAGAAGAACUCAACCCAAAUAUUGGACCUAUGCUUGCGGAUCUCUGGUAUAACAUUGUCAAGCCAGUACUUGAAUAUAUGGGAUACAUAAAUGAUACCCGAACCGAGGACAUCCCACAUAUCACAUGGUGUCCCACUGGUGCAAUAUCCUUUCUGCCUCUACACGCGGCUGGCGACUACGACCAGCCACAGUCAAGAGUUUUCAACCAUGUCAUAUCUUCAUACACUCCCACACUUGCUGCUCUACUUGCAUCGACUUCCUCUGAACUGAAUCGUACACCCAAGAUACUCGCUAUUGGUCAAGAGGAUACGCCUGGCCACAGUUCAUUACCCGGCACCAUGAGGGAAAUCGAACACAUUAAGGCUCACACAGACGGCAAAACCACGUACUCGCAACUAGUGGGCGGCAACGCGACCACCAUAACCGUCCUUGACGCAAUGGACCAACACGACUGGGUACACCUCGCUUGCCACGCCCACCAAAAUGCCAGCGAGCCCACCAAAAGUGGGUUCUUCCUGUACGACGGCACGCUCGAACUUUCGGCCAUCAACCAACGAUCUUUCAGAAACAAAGGGCUCGCUUUCCUGUCUGCUUGCCAGACUGCGACUGGAGAUGAAAAGUUGCCCGACGAGGCAAUACAUCUGGCGUCGGGCAUGUUAAUGGCUGGCUAUUCGAGUGUGAUCGCGACUCUGUGGUCUGUGAUGGACGAUGAUGCACCGUUUGUGGCUGACAAGGUAUAUGCGCAGCUGUUGAAGGAUGGGAAAAUCGGGAACGGGGAGGCAGGAAAGGCACUACAUCAUGCUGUUGGAGCGCUGCGUGAGAGGGUUGGGGAGAGAGAGUUUGGACGAUGGGUUCCUUAUAUACAUAUAGGCUCGUAA
Messenger RNA from Rhizoctonia solani, 5220 nucleotides. Its product is annotated as CHAT domain protein. Lineage: Eukaryota; Fungi; Basidiomycota; Agaricomycetes; Cantharellales; Ceratobasidiaceae. The transcript is spliced from 16 exons. The record is from RefSeq and is a predicted model, not a curated record. Gene Ontology annotation, molecular function: protein binding. Bases 1 to 5220 code for a protein of 1739 amino acids.